ACGUCUAGGGUUUGUUCUUCAUCUUCUCUUUUUAGUCGUUGCUGUUCGGCUUCGUUGCUACGAAUCACUUCUUCGGCUCCUUCGUUGCUGUUCAACUUCGCUCCUUCGACGACGUUUUUAUAUCGGAUCUGAAACCACACCUCCUUGCCGUUCUCUGUUGGUUUGGAAGUAAGCACGACUAGGGGAGCUUGCUCUUGCUCAUUGCCAAGAAACUUGUCAAAUUCCCUUCAUUAUUGAUGGAUUCUCAGCCAGAACCUGUGAGUUAUAUUUGUGGAGAUUGUGGUGCGGAGAACACGUUGAAGCCAGGUGAUGUGAUCCAAUGCAGGGAGUGUGGAUAUCGUAUUUUGUACAAGAAACGUACUCGCAGAAUUGUUCAAUACGAAGCUCGCUGAUGGUUAACGAAACGUACCAUGGCUAGUUAUGCUGGAAAAUAAGUUUGGGACAAGUUAUUUUGGCUUUUUUUUUUUUUUUCUUUUGUUUUUUUUUUUAAGUUAUCUGGGCUAUAUGUGUUUGUUACAUGUCUGCAUUUCUAGUGUUGUAAAAACAAUUUUUCUUUCUGGACUACCACCCUCUGCUGAAUAUUGUGCUUUGCAAUUCUUCAAACACUAAAAACAAAUUAUAUUACUUAUAGUAAUUGAGUGUUGAUUUGGUGUUGUCAAA
Molecule: messenger RNA, 660 nt
Organism: Dendrobium catenatum
Lineage: Eukaryota; Viridiplantae; Streptophyta; Magnoliopsida; Asparagales; Orchidaceae
Product: DNA-directed RNA polymerases II, IV and V subunit 12
Exons: 4
Coding region: 237-392 (51 amino acids)
Biological process (GO): DNA-templated transcription
Cellular component (GO): RNA polymerase I complex; RNA polymerase II, core complex; RNA polymerase III complex
Molecular function (GO): DNA binding; DNA-directed RNA polymerase activity; zinc ion binding
Source: RefSeq, a predicted model, not a curated record